This is a messenger RNA of Labrus bergylta (ballan wrasse), 4499 nucleotides long. It is a transcript of the gene arrdc1b, whose product is annotated as arrestin domain containing 1b. Gene Ontology annotation, molecular function: ubiquitin protein ligase binding; ubiquitin-like ligase-substrate adaptor activity. NCBI's taxonomy places the organism in Eukaryota, Metazoa, Chordata, Actinopteri, Labriformes, Labridae. Gene Ontology annotation, biological process: protein transport. The record is from RefSeq and is a predicted model, not a curated record. Gene Ontology annotation, cellular component: cytoplasm.
CUCUGAGGGAGGGGGCUCGCUUGGCAGCAGGUGAGGGCGCAGCAUCACCUCCUCGCUGUGUUCACAGACGCAGAGCGGCGGAGGAGCGGAGCGGAGCCAUGGGAAAGCUUCAAGAAUUUGACAUCACUUUUACCAACAAUAAGGUGGUUUACGGUCCUGGGGAGUCUAUAAGCGGAACUGUGAAGAUAAAAACCGGCAGUUCGCUGCAGUUUAAAGCCAUCAAGGUGAACUGUCAGGGCUCGUGUGGGAUCUCCAACAAAGUGAACGACAACUCAUGGACUCUGGAGGAGCAGUACUUCAACAGCACACUGUCGGUUGCUGACAAAGCAUCUCUGGCAGCAGGCGAACACAGUUUCCCUUUCCAGUUUGUUAUUCCAGUCGCCGCCCCGACUUCCUUUGAAGGCCCCUUUGGCAAAAUUGUUUACCGUGUGAGGGCGGCCAUCGACACGCCUCGCUUCUCUAAGGACUACAAAGCCCAGAGGCCCUUCUACCUACUCAAUCUGCUCAACCUCAAUGAGGUGCCUGACAUUGAGCAAUUGAGUUAUGCUGUGACCACUAAGAAGUUCAGCUACCUCCUGGUGAAGACGGGGACGCUGAUGUUGAAAGCUCACAGCGACCUCAGGGGUUACAUCCCCGGACAGGUCAUCAAGUUAGCCACUGAGAUCCACAACAAGUCUGGGAAGGACACAGGAUGUGUACUGGCCAGUCUCAUACAGAAAGUGACCUAUAAGACCAAGCGGCCUGUGUUCGACCUGCGGACUAUCGCUGAGGUGGAGGGAGCCGGGGUGAAAGCAGGAAAACACGCAGAGUGGAGGGAGCAGAUCAUCGUCCCUCCUCUUCCUCAGUCAGCGCUGGCCGGCUGCAGCCUCAUAGAUAUCGACUAUUUCAUUCAGGUGUCACUAAAGUCUCCAGACGCAGUCGUCACUCUUCCCAUCUACAUCGGGAACAUUGCUGUGAACUUGUCUCCAUCAAGACCCAUCCCUUCCAGAGUGACCCCUGCGCCCAGGGCGGCAGGGGUGACACCCAGCGCCCCACCGGCAGAGGAGGACCCAGAGGAGGGGCUGUGUGCAGGGGGCGUGGCCAGUGAGGAGAUUCCCACAAAGAGUCACUCCCAGCAGGACCCCUCAGGACAGCCGGUCACCAUGUCCCCCAGCGCCUUCAGCCACGCACCCGGAGCAGCCCUGCCUCCAAGCCACAGGCAGCCUGACACCUCCGCCCCCUUGUUCUGUGUGUCCACCGGGGCCACCAUACCUUUCUUCACUGAGGGAGAUGUGACUCCUGUGCCCACUUCGUGCUCUCUCAUCCUCCCUCCAGAGUACAGCAGCUGGGACUAUCCUCAUGAGCCCCCACCAACUUAUGAAGAAAGCUGCAGUAGCGCCAACUCUUCUUUCAACAGUAGACAGUGAAAAAGAAGCACCAUGGCCACACCCACUCACACCUGACGGAACUCGCCUCUCAACCAAUCAGGACGGAGACACGCUGGGUUUAGGAGGAUGGACCAUAACUCCACCUCAGGACUUCCCAAAGACUGUUUCUUUGUCCUCUAAUAAGUGAAAAAGGGAUCCUAUCUUAUAUUGAGUAUAAGUUUGAGUUUCACCUCCUGUCCCAACGCUGUGUCAGACAGAGAGGCUGAACAUCACUGUGCCUAAAGGAUGUGUGUUGGAUCAUCAUAGAGCAUUUACAACUCUCAGAGUGGGUUUGUUUUUUUCAUGGGGCAGGUUUAAAUCUGUUCACCUUUGUUUCCUUUUUUCUGUGACUUUUUGCAUCUGGGAUGCCUUGAAAAAGAUUUUGGCCUCCUGAAGGCUCCUGUUUGAGGAGAUCAGACAUUUAGGCCUUUUUUUGCAGUCCGAUUGUGCACUUGUUAUUGUGUCCACUUCUGUCUGCUUGUGUCUCAAGUUGUCCUCACCGUCAGCAGGGCAGAGCUGUCGUCACGCUGGAUAUUUUAAGGAGAUUGGCUGAAAUUGUGAUUUGUCUGUAAAGCAAGUUAGUCCUGUGUGCAGGAUUUCUCUGUAGUAUAUUAAUAUUAUAUUAAUAUAAUAUAUAAUAUAAUAUUGUAAUGACCUUUAGAUGUUUUAAUCACAAAAAAAGUCUCUAAGUGAGCAUAAUUAAACUGACAAGUCAUUAAAUCACAAAGCUUAGAAUGAGCAAGGUUUGGGGAAAAACUAGGAAAGACAAUCAUUCAAAAAAGUUUACAAGUAUUAAGAAAAUAAGUUAAAAUUACAUGUAAUUUUAAAGGACUUGUCCUCAGAUACAUUUACUUUAAGAAUAAUUUAGAAUGGAUCACCGAUGCUUUAUUUUUAAGAAAAUGUGACAAUGCCUUUCAAAAGAAUCUGCAUACACUGUAGGCUAGUAGCAUGCUUUCCUGCAAUUGUCUUUUAAUUCUACCAGUCAGAAAUAAUGUGAUCUUACACACAGGGGCUUUAAAGACAAAUAAUAUCAGAGCAACACCUCUCAGUUGUGUAAUGCAAGUAGCUUUUAAAACAUUGUUUCAUCAGCUCAAAAAAUAAUGAGUUAUUUAAUAUGUAAUAAAUAUUCUUUCAAUGUUGAGAACAUUUAAACUAUCUUAGAUAAGUUACAUAUCAUCUCUGCACCACCUCCCAUUUCUGGCUCAUACAGCUGAGAGGUUUUUGCUUUGACAGGUUUGGUAUUCAGAGGACGGUGUGACUGCAGAUGAGGCUCAUUAUCCUGCAGCUGCACAUGAGGACUGCAACGCUGACGCCCUCUUGUGGUCAUCGCUGGUACAGGUUUGAUCUCCACUUGUCUGAAGCUGGAGCUCACUAAACUACUUCACUGAGUCUGUGCUUCUGAGAUGCACGGACUGAGGUCGGCUGUAUGUUCAUACAUCGCAUUUUCUCACAACGGACAAAUUGAGAUCUGAGAUGAGUGUUUUCUAGUCUCAGUCUGAAUGAGAUUGUUUUUCUCCUGUUUGUUGCCUUAACUUUCUUUGAGUGUAACAUUAGUGAGAUGAGAAUCCUCUGACUUUUCAGUCAGUGCAGAUGAUAAACAUACAUUUGCACAACGCAGCACUUUUAACCAUUUGAGUGCAUGGGUUUCUUUGUGCACGUGUAUAAUACGUGUGUGUGUGUGUGUGUGUGUGUGUGUGUGUGUGUGUGUGUGUGUGUGUGUGUGUGUGUGUGUGUGUGUGUGUGUGUGUGUGUGUGUGUGUGUGUGUGUGUGUGUGUGUGUGUGUGUGUGUGUGUGUGUGUGUGUGUGUGUGUCUUUAAAAAGAGCUAAUUAGGACAAAAUGUUGAGUUCCCUGCGUUCUGUUUUUACUCAAAUUCCAUUGUUUUUUUAAUCAGCAUGUGAUAAAUUAGCUUUGGGACAUUUGUGAACAGGUGCAUGGUGAUCAUAUUUUGAUCAGAUGUUACAUUAUUCCCACAUUUAUUUGAUCAUCCUUAAACUGCAAAACUCACAAAAUUAAUCAUUGAAGUUUUUGAUUUAUACACAAAAGAAGAGUUUGUAUCAUGAGGUUUAUAAAAGUUUUUCUUUUUUUUUAAAGUUCAUGGCUUUGAAAAUUAGUUUGGGAUGAGUUUGAUAAGUUUUAUACCUAAUUUUGCAAACAUUUGUCAUCUGGUGUCAUAUUCUAGUGGCAGAAAAUAUCUUUGUUUAUAUUAAAUUAUGUGAACCACAUCACCCAGUUCUGCUGCAUGUGUUGUGAAAGCAGCAGCACAAACUCAUUAUCUCUCCUCUAUGGGGAACUAAUGCCACUGGGAAUCCUGAGCACAACUGCUGUAUUUGAAGUUUGUAUGACUACUGAUAAUGUUGGUCCUAUUUUACCACAACCCAUUCUGUGAAUUAAAAAAAAAAGCAUUGCUAGUGUCGGCUUCUGACUCUCAAUCACGUUUGUAUGUUUUACCCAGAAUGUGUUUGUUUUUCUUCUGUUUUUUUGUUUUUACAGAGAAACUGAUUUUACUGUUGACAUUCACUCAAACUACCAUACUCUGGCUCGACAUUAUUGUAAAUGCAUGCCUUAAACCAUCUGAAAUCCUGCAACGGCAUUCAGGAGCCUGUGAUGGACUUCAUUCUGAUCCACUGGGGAUGAUGUCAGGAUGUGCAGGUGCUGACCUUCCUGAUUUCUUCUCCUGUGGACUGUGGCUAACGCAAAUGUAGCUUCUAAAAACAGUGAGAACGCUGGACCUUAGACCUGUUGAACUUUGUAUUUUUUUUGUAGAAAAUAUGUGCAAUUCCUCUCGUUUCCAAGAACCCUGCAGCAGCUCCCUGAAGUCAUCUCACUCUGCCUUUUUUGCAUCCAGUUCUGUUGAAUUUUCUCCACCUAAAGGUACUAUAGCUUUAUGAAGCCUCACUUGUUCUGUGUCAUUCUUUCUCCCUCACACAUUGAUGAGUGGUGUCUGGUUUUGUAUUUUUCUACUUGUAAACCGUUUACAGGUGCAGUAUGCAGAUACUAAUAGUAGCACCUCAAUCAGUAAAUGUAAUAUUUCAACUUACAUUCCAAAUUUAAAGUUUUACUGUACAGUAUAACAAUAAAAGUAUAUGACAUG